CAUAAUUUUGACAUUAAUUUAAAUUCUACAUCUAAAUUCAUGAUGUUCUCCGUAAUGUUUCUAAUUAUAACCUUAAUGAACUUUGUUGAUCAAGGUCUAACAUCUCCAAUCUUUUCUCUGAAUGAGCCAGAUAAGAUUGUGUUCUCAGCACCCCUCAUCCAUCGUAGCUCUCCCGAAUCUCCCUUCUAUGACCCCUCCUACACGCGAGAACACCACAUACGAGAUGGGGUACGCACUUCAGUAGCAAGAAGCCGGUACUUCAGCCAACUGAUGGAAUUUGAAAAAGGGUAUGUCGCAGCCCCGCUUUCAGGGUGGAACUUGCUCAUGAAGUUUACAAUGGGAACACCGGGAAUUAGCAAUUAUGGUGUUUUCGACACUGGAAGCAGUUUUACCUGGGUCCAGUGUCGCCCUUGUAUUCGUUGCUAUAAACAAGGAAACUUUACGAUUUUCAGUCCACAAAACUCGACUUCUUAUCGACAAGUUCAAUGUGCAGAUCAAAAAUUAUGUUCCAUGGCACCAAAACAUUCAUGUGGGAGCUCUACCACAUCAGACCCUGACUUUCCCUUCUGUGUCUAUAAUAUUUCUUCUUCUUACAAGGACACCAAAACAUCAAGAGGGGUUGUCGCGACUGAAACCAUAACUCUGUCGGGUCAGAAUACCUCAAUGACCACAGGCAAUGUGGUUUUUGGUUGCGGACAUGACAACCAUGACAUAAAUCGGAAUCCUGGAGUUGUAGGAUUAGGUAACCUAAGUGCCUCCCUCAUUCGACAGUUAACUAUAUCUCGCUUUUCUCACUAUGUAUUUGCCAAUAAAACACAAAUACGCGGGAUAGCACACUUUGGUCCUGGAGCGUUCACGUCAGACCCUGGGAUGACUACACCUCUUCUACCAAAUGACUACGGACUCUACUACUUAAACCUCACAGGGAUCAGUGUAGACGGUUCAAACGUUAACCUUCCUAACGGGAUCUUUCAACAAUCUAAAGACAACAAUGGGACGGAUAUUGGGUUCAUUAUUGACUCAGGAGCCCCAUAUACAAUGCUUCAAGCUGAAGCUUUUGAUAUAUUGGCAGGUUCUAUCAUGGAUGUCAUGAAUGACCAGGCCCCUGAGAGCACAUCACGUUUUGAGUUGUGCUACUCAGAUAUUAGUAAUGCUCCAGAGAUCGGAUUCCAUUUCAAUGGCCUCGACUACAUGUUAUGUGAUGCAAAUGUAUGGGUAAAAUACUACGACUUAUAUUGCUUGGCUAUAAUCAGGCUCAAGGAAACUGAGGGUAAGAUUUCAAUACUAGGAUUUCACCAGCAAAGAAAUGUUCAAAUUGGGUAUGAUCUUGAUAACAACUUGCUUAGUUUAGUCUAUUCCGGAGCUUGUCCUGAUGAUGCUGUCGAUUUUCUACAAGGAUAAACGCAGCAUUUACAUAUCUACUUAUCAGAAAUCUCGACUAAACUGAGUAUCUAGCUAGUAAAUCCCCAUGUUGUUUCCCAUCAUACCUCCGUGAAUCAUACACCAAAAUAGAUUAUUCUACCUCUUUUAACACUUAAGAGGGAUUCUGAAAGUAAAAGCUUAUGUAAAGAUCAGCUAAAUAGGCAGAAUGAAAAAAAAGACAAUGCAAAUUUGUUCUUCAUAUAUUAACAA
Molecule: messenger RNA, 1632 nt
Organism: Amaranthus tricolor (Joseph's coat)
Lineage: Eukaryota; Viridiplantae; Streptophyta; Magnoliopsida; Caryophyllales; Amaranthaceae
Product: aspartic proteinase CDR1-like
Exons: 1
Coding region: 40-1401 (453 amino acids)
Cellular component (GO): extracellular region
Source: RefSeq, a predicted model, not a curated record